AUGGCUCCAGGACUCUGUGCUGAUCGUUUCACUCCAGAGGUACAUGUGGCUUGCGACUCUUUCCACGAUGCCGUCGAUAACGACACUGCCAGCGACAGCGACACCUGCAGUAUUGCCGAGCCUCAUCAAGCGGCUGAGGACGCCAUGUACUCACGCUGCCUGAGCGGGUCAAAUCUGCUGGCAAUACUCACGCUCUGUGACGCUUUGAACCCAGACGACCCCAAGCUCAACCGUUCUGACAUCGUUCGCAGAGCCUCGAUCACGCUAGGUAUCAAGAAGGCGAAAUCCUUCGAACCCCAGAGCGCCAACAGUAGCGCAACUCUCCCAACAAAGGGAUUUUACCAAGGCAUCGAAGAUCUGAUCAACCAGGAGGUGGCGGCCCGCCUGGAGCAGCAGCCGCUUCAAUUUCACCGCGUAGAUCUCGAGUCCGACAACAAGACCUGCCAGCUGACGAUGACCUCGGAUCGGAUCAAUGAAGUCCUGAUGCAAGAAGUUGUCUGGCUGAUGGACGCGAAGGCCAAGAUUGUGCGCCUGAAGGAGCUGGCGGUUGAGUAG
Cyphellophora europaea CBS 101466 is the source of this 555-nucleotide messenger RNA. RefSeq lists its product as uncharacterized. The coding region runs from base 1 to 555 and encodes 184 amino acids. The record is from RefSeq and is a predicted model, not a curated record. Lineage: Eukaryota; Fungi; Ascomycota; Eurotiomycetes; Chaetothyriales; Cyphellophoraceae. The transcript has a single exon.